GCACUGUGUUGACACGCGGUAUUUAUUAACGGCAGUCUCCCCCUACCGUCACUGCUGCGAGGCUCGACCGUGCGAAUGUUUGGUAAACACGCCGCUGCUGGGAGGAGGCACUACAGACGCUUGGUGUUGGACCGGCCCGCAGCUCCCCUUCAGGAAACCUCCCCGCUGUUCCGGAACCGCCGGCCCGGCGUCGUCGCCCGUCGGCCCAGCAGAACCAGGAAAGAGCGGCACAAACGCCCGCGGGCACUCGGCGCUGGUUCGAAUUAGGUCUGAGGCGAAGCAGAGCAGGCUCUGCCCUCCCUGACUGUUCCGCGAAGGAACCGGGACCCACAGCUUCAUCCAGACGGACCACCCUUUGCUUCCACCAUGCAGAUGUCGGUCCUUCUCCUCCUCUCACCGCUCGUUCUCCUCUCCUGCCUCGUUCCCUGUUGUUCCUCCCAGAGCGAGGCGGACCUCGUCGUUCAGACGCGCGCAGGCCGGGUCCGCGGCGUUCCCCUGCCGGUGCUGGACCGAAGCUACGUCACCGCCUUCCUGGGCAUCCCCUUCGCCGAGCCUCCGGUGGGGAAGCGGCGCUUCCGCCGUGCCGAGCCCAAGGGCAAAUGGAGCGGGGUGUACGAGGCCAACGCCUACCCCAAUGCCUGCUAUCAGUUUGUGGACACGUCGUACCCCGGCUUCCAGGGCAUAGAGAUGUGGAAUCCCAACAGGGAGAUGAGUGAGGACUGUCUGUACCUCAAUGUGUGGGUGCCCCCCUCGCCCAGACCACACAACCUCACUGUCAUGGUGUGGAUCUAUGGAGGAGGAUUCUACAGCGGCUCCUCCUCUCUGGACGUUUACGAUGGCCGUUACUUGGCUCACAGCGAGUCGGUCAUUGUGGUGUCCAUGAACUACCGCAUCGGUGCCUUCGGCUUUCUCGCCCUGCACGGCUCCUCUGAAGCCCCUGGCAACAUGGGUCUGCUGGACCAGAGGAUGGCACUGCAGUGGGUACAGGACAACAUACAUUUCUUCGGUGGGAACCCCAAACAGGUGACUAUCUUCGGUGAGAGCGCUGGAGGUGCUUCAGUAGGAUUUCACCUCUUGUCCCCGGACAGCCGGCCCACUUUCACCAGGGCCAUUCUUCAGAGCGGGGUCCCCAACUGCCCCUGGGCCUCGGUCAGUCCCGCUGAGGCCCGCAGACGGGCCACGCAGCUGGGGAAACUGGUCGGCUGCAACGGAGGCAACGACACGGAGUUGGUGGACUGUCUGCGCAGUAAAAGUCCACAGGAGCUCAUUGAUCAGGAGUGGCAGGUUCUGCCGUGGUCGGCCCUCUUCCGGUUCUCAUUUGUCCCCAUGGUGGACGGAGAAGUUCUGCCCGACACGCCGGAGGCCAUGCUCAACUCGGGCAACUUCAAAGACGCUCAGAUCCUCCUCGGCGUGAACCAGGACGAGGGCUCCUACUUCCUGCUGUAUGGAGCACCAGGCUUCAACAAGGACAACGACAGCCUGAUCUCCAGAGAGGACUUCCUCGAAGGUGUGAAGCUGAGUGUACCACAUGCUAAUGAAAUCGGCCUAGAGGCCGUGGUGCUCCAGUACACCGACUGGAUGGAUGAAAACAAUGGGGUGAAGAACCGCGAUGCCAUGGAUGACAUCGUCGGAGACCACAACGUCAUCUGUCCACUGGCCCACUUUGCUCGCACCUAUGCCCAGCACCACGCCCUUAAGGCUAACAUGGGAGGACCUGGUUCUGGAGUGGUGAACAGUGGCGGAAACUCACAAGGAGGCAUCUAUCUCUACCUGUUUGACCACAGAGCUUCCAACCUGGCCUGGCCUGAGUGGAUGGGUGUGAUCCAUGGCUAUGAGAUCGAGUUUGUUUUUGGAUUGCCACUGGAGAAGCGCCUCAACUACACCCUAGAGGAGGAGAAGCUCAGCCGACGCAUGAUGAGAUACUGGGCUAACUUUGCCCGGACUGGAAAUCCCAAUGUGAACCACGACGGGCUGGUGGACAGCAGGAAGCGCUGGCCUUUCUUCACUGUCAGUGAGCAAAAGCAUGUCGGGCUCAACACUGAGCCCAUGAAGAUCCACAAAGGACUGAGGAACCAGAUGUGUGCUUUCUGGAACCGCUUUCUUCCACGUCUUCUCAACAUCACUGACAAUAUAGACGAGGCCGAGCGCCAGUGGAAAGUUGAGUUCCACCGCUGGUCGUCCUACAUGAUGCACUGGAAGAGCCAGUUCGACCACUACAGCAAGCAGGAGCGCUGCACUGACCUCUGAUAGGACAGAGAGCAACGAGGAUGGGGGAGGUCGAGAGAACACGUUAUGGCCAUUUUCCUCCAUAGCCCCUCAUUGAAGUCUGACUUCAUGAAUUUAUUAAGCUGUUGUUAGCUACACUCAAACACAGGCAGAGCUCUUGUCUUUUAUUUAUAUUAUUUAUAUUCGAUAUUAUUUAUUUGUGCGUUGUUGCUUUUUUAUGUGUGCGAGUGUUUCUUAAGGAAAUUGAUGGCUAUGGAGGGAACCUGGCAUCAUAAUGGAUUAAUAUUAGAAUUUCAAAGAUGUGUCAUUACCUCGGGUGUGUGUGUGUGUGUGUGUGUGUGUGUGUGUGUGUGUGUGUGUGUGUGUGUGUGUGUGUGUGUGUGUGUGUGUGUGUGUGUGUGUGUGUGUGUGUGUGUGUGUGUGUGUGUGUGUCUUGGAAGCCCCAGUUUAAGUUCUCAACAGGCUCAUGCCACUGCAUUCGUGCUGGUUUACUGUUGACUUGUGCGUCUUUGUGUUAAUCUCGUGAACAUUGCCUUUUGGACCCAACAACUGUCUCAUUUCUGUUGAGACCCUGUUUAUCACCACUCUUACAGUAGGACAUCCACUUCCAUCCCUGUCACGUUCUGCUUCAACCCAUUGUGUAUGUCCCACAUACUAAAGCCAGUAGCCACGUUUCAGGCAACACUUCCUCUAGUUGAUGUGUAGUUUUGUGGAAAGUCACUCAGUUCACCUACUGGUGCCUAAUUUACAUUAUUACCAACCACUGAGUUUCGGUGUUUAAGCUUGAAAACUGAAUGAAAUAAUAAAAUGGUCAGUAGUUCCCAGUAACUAAGUUCAAUUAAUUAACUAAUUAAUCUACUGUAACCCGACAUUAAUCCUAGUUCUACCGUACUAGUAUUAACUUUUACUAAUAUUUGAGGUGGCGACUAAGCCAGACUGAACAAAAGUGCAUCAGAGUGUGUUUUGCUGCUUUUACAUUUAUUAAAAAAAAUGUGUGACAUGUUUAUGUUAAAAGUGUUUUAGUCACGUUAUAUGGUCCCAUAUCAAAGGAACCCUGGCUAUUAAAACCUUUAUGCCUUAUUAAAUUAAUAAAUGUUGUACACUGUACAAUCAGCAUUACCCAGAAUGCACUGCGAAGCAAACAACAAUGGUCAAUCAGUAAGAACAGCCCAACGGACAACGUGUGUAAUGACCAAGACAUUUCUUAUGAAAUGUACGGAAAUGUAUGCUCUGAUAAAGAAUAAUUGUAUUAACAGCCAGGGUUCUGUAAAGGCGCUAAAUGACUCCACCGCUAGAUACCAACUCUAAGUAACACAUGAAUAAUAUUUUAAUUCAGACAUCAUAAUGUAGUACUAAUGUUUCCAACAAAAAUUUAUAGUGGUAUGAGGAGAUAUUAUCUGGGAUUAGGUUAAUUUUGUAGAUAAUAAAUAUCAAAGUGAAAAAAGUCUAAUACAUUCCGUUUUUUUCAUAUCUCAUCACUCAUGACUUCAGUUUAAUCUUGGCUACAAACCUGAAUAUAUUAGUUUACCUAACAACACUGAAUGUAAGUGCUUCGUCCACGCUGUGUCAUGUGCAGCUGUGAUGUAUUGUGUGUGUGUGUGUGUGUGUGUGUGUGUGUGUGUGUGUGUGUGUGUGUGUGUGUGUGUGUGUGUGCCUCUUUUCAUCGGUUCUUCGUUACUUUGUCACUUUUAAUUCAUCUUCUUCGCUUUCCUAUUCUUCCUUCUCUGCAUUUUACUUUGCAGUCUGGACAUGAACUCCUCACUUAAACCUCAAACAACAGGUUCCUCGGUUCUUGUCCAUACAUUCUUCAGUCCCGUUUCUCCCUCUUACCAUACGUGUAACUGCAUCCCGCCAUGUCUUCUUUAUCUGCCUGAUGUAACUUUUCUCAUCUGAUAUUUUCCUCCUUAUCCAGCUCUCGGUUCAUCACUCUUUCCCCCACCCCUCCCUGCUGCCUGUGUGCCCACUGCCAUCUCCCUCCAUCUUCCUUCUUUCUCGUUAGUCUAAUGGAGACAGAGUAAUUCACUCAGGAGGAUAAUGUAACAGAGUGCUGGCUCAGCCUCUGACCAGCCAGCAGUGCACAAUGGGUGGAUGGAAAAUGGAGGUGAAAGGCAAAUAAGAAACUGAAGAGCAGAGGGGGGGGGGGGGGGGGUAGAGACCAUGAUGUGAUGGAAAGAUGAAAGGACAGCUAGAGAAGAGCAUAAUUAUGUAACUCUUGUGCUUACACCAGUUCACUGAUCAUUUCAAAAGCUGAAAUGAUACAUAAUAACAGUCAUUACCAUUUGGGUUAAGACUGGACUGGUAUCUAAGAGCUCACUUUACCAGUGCACAGGCUGGUGCACAUGCAGCGACAUGGUUUCCUGGCACCUAAUGUUGUUCACACGUGAUCAGUGUAGUACCGUGUAGCGCUACCGCUGCUAAUUCUGUGCUUAAACAUGUGCAUGGUAGAUAAAUUUGUUGCUACACAAGUUAGUGUCUUUGAGGAUGAGCUCAUUUCCUUAAGAAAUAAAAUAAUUAUUUAUUAUUUAUCUAUAUGCACAAUUUAUCUGAUAGUUUUUUUUGCAUCUCUUUGGGUUUGUGUGCAUAACACCUAUAUUUUCUCAGUAAAUUAUUCACAAGGGGAUUGUUUUGUACCAAUAUUUAUUAAAAUAUGAAAACUGAAUGAUCCACCACUUCAUCGAAACCCUUGGCGGUUCUGUAGAAAACACAUGUUCUGCUUGGACUCUGGCUCUUCCCUGCAACGCCAAAGAGGUUCUGACGGCUCUCGUUUUACCAAUUCGGUCCUAUUUCAUACCAAACUGCAGAAAAAACCCGGUGGACAGUUUCCUAGAGUUCACAUCCUCACAUAGCAAUAAAAGUCUCUCAGCAGAUCAGCUCCGUCAGUGCAUGAAGCUGCCGUCACAAAUGGGAAACUCAACAGUGAUUCUGAAAGGUAAAGCAGAAGUAAAUCGCAGACGUCCCGGGGAGGACGCUUCGCCGUGACCCACUUGGCUUUUAGUGCCACUCUAUCUGAAUGUAGACGUUUGUGUGUGUGUAAUACAAUCAAACUCUCUGUCUAUCACGCUUUUUGUUACGUUUCUGGCCACUGGUUGGGUAAUUAAAUGAGCGCUGUGAUUGGCUGAUGGCUGUCCUAACGAUAUCUGUCUUGGCAUGUAAAGCUCCUAUUUAUGGACUGGAGCAGUGUUGUCUGUCUGUUAAAAUAAACUAAAUAUGAUUAAAACGUUCUGAAUGCAUGUGUGACUGGAUGGCAGUGACAGCUCCUCUACCUUCUCUCAUGCAUCAUCUCCCUCCCUCGCCCUCCUGUCAAAUCCUUGUGCAUGUCCUGAUGUCAACCCUGCUCCCACUAUAUCUAAUCUUACCUGGACUGUUAUUUUAUGUCAGAUUUGUACUUUUGAACAGAACUAUUAUCAAGAUAAUUCAUAUAUCUUUAAUGUUAGCUAUGUUUGAUGUUAGCAAUAACAUAUAUAUCGGUAAAGAAAUAUAUUUGAUAUUUAAAUGCAGUGAGAAUAUAAUGUGAUAAAACAACAAUGAAAAUGGCUAGAGGUUGAGUUUUAAAGCAAUAUCAUUAUGAAGUCGAACUGAGUGCCAUAGCUCUUACUUUGUGUGUUCUUCUGUUUGUUUACCUGUGUUUCAGUCCUCUGCCUCAUCGUUGUUUGUUCGAGUCACUAGUACUGCAAGUGUUGAAGGCUUCUGUAGCUUCCCAGUACUGUACGUCUCUGUGUACCACGAAUGCUGACUUGAUUAAACUAUAGCAACAGAAAAUAAAUAAACCUUGCUACUUCUGUCGAA
Messenger RNA from Betta splendens (Siamese fighting fish), 6012 nucleotides. RefSeq names its product acetylcholinesterase (gene ache). Gene Ontology annotation, biological process: acetylcholine catabolic process; choline metabolic process. Gene Ontology annotation, molecular function: acetylcholinesterase activity. The transcript is spliced from 9 exons. The record is from RefSeq and is a predicted model, not a curated record. Lineage: Eukaryota; Metazoa; Chordata; Actinopteri; Anabantiformes; Osphronemidae. The coding region runs from base 367 to 2247 and encodes 626 amino acids. Gene Ontology annotation, cellular component: plasma membrane.